This is a messenger RNA of Plasmodium reichenowi, 813 nucleotides long. RefSeq lists its product as hypothetical. The record is from RefSeq and is a predicted model, not a curated record. The coding region runs from base 1 to 813 and encodes 270 amino acids. The transcript is spliced from 2 exons. Lineage: Eukaryota; Apicomplexa; Aconoidasida; Haemosporida; Plasmodiidae.
AUGAGCACUAAUUUAAAUGAAGAAAAAUGCAUAGAAGGCGACGAUAUAAAAUAUGAGAAACCUGAUACUCACAAAAAUUUUUGGAAAUCCUUUGGCUUAAAUAAUGAAGCAGGUAAGUUAUUAUAUCACUUAUAUGGGGAAAGUAAUAAAAUAAAACCUAACAUUUUAAGUUCUAAACAUGAUAGAGAUAAAUAUAAAAAUGAUAAAAAGAAGGAAGAUGCCAAAUUGAAUACGCCAUAUAGAAAACCUCAAAUACAUUAUCCAUCCUUAAAAAAAAAGGCGGUGAAAGAAAAUCAAAUCGACAGUAUAAAGCAUAGAAAGCCUUUGUCAAAAAUUUUAGAGGAGACACAAAAUUAUGAUUGUAUAAAAGAUAUUCCUAUAUCCAUUGGUAUGAAUAGAGAAACGGAAAAGAACAAAUUACAUAACAUUUUUGUCGAAGAAAAAUGUCUUAUGGUACCUCCAAGUUGUGCUCCGAUGAUAUUAACACAAGAAGAAAAAAAAGAAAUUAUUGAAAAAGCUCAACAAAGAUAUAUUUAUAUAAAUGAAGAAAAUAAAUCUCGAGAAGAGAAACAUAUACAAGCAUUAAGAAAUUAUAAGUUAGAAUUAAUACAAGAAUUAAAUGAAAAAAGAAAAUUAUUACAAGAUAUAAUAAAUGAAGAUAAAAAUAUUCAAGGGAAUAUUUCUAUAAAUCAAAGUGAUAAAAGAGUAUCAAAUAAAGGCAAUAGUUAUAACAUUAUUCAAAUUAAAAAUGAUAUAGAGCAAUGUCAAAAAAGUAUAAAAAAAAUUGAAGAUAAUUUAAACACAUACGAAUAA